UCUUCCCAACAUCCUGCUGACACCAUGCUCCGUGGAGUGGACGACGUUUCGACUGGCUCGGAUUCGGACUACUCAAAUUCGUGGAUUUCAUGGUUUCUGUCGUCAAAAGGCAACGAGUACUUUUGCGAAGUCGAGGAAGACUACAUCCUCGACCGAUUCAACCUCACCGGCCUCAACACCGAGGUCUCCAACUACUCCCAGGCUCUCGAUCUCAUCACCGACAACCUCGAUGACGAAAUCCAGGAUGAGCUGAGGGGCACACUCGAUGUGCAGGCGCGGCUGCUGUACGGGCUGAUACACGCACGAUGGAUCGUCACCGCGCGCGGGCUGAGCAAGAUGAUCGAAAAAUACAAACGCGUCGACUUCGGUCGCUGCCCGCGCGUGCUCUGCCAAUCCCAGCCGCUCCUCCCCGUCGGGCUCAGCGACGUGCCCUACGAAAAAUCCGUCAAGCUCUACUGCGGCCGCUGCGAGGACGUGUACUCGCCCAAGUCCUCCCGGCACGGUUCCAUCGACGGCGCGUACUUUGGCACCUCCUUCCCGCACCUCCUCUUCCUCGUCUACCCGAACCUCAUCCCGCCCAAAGUCGGCCCGGUCGAUGCCGCCGCCGCGCUGCGCAAUGGCGGGGUUGUUGCCGGUGCGGGUGCGGAGGCCGAGGGUGCAAGGCGGACCCGGCGGGUGCGGGAGGACAGCGAGGUGGAGGGCAGUGGGAGUGGUGUAGGUGAGGCGAGCACGGCGAGUGUUGCGCUGAAGGCGGAGAGGUAUAGGCCGAGGAUAUACGGGUUCCAGCUGCACGAGACGGCCAAGCUGCAGCGAUGGCAGGAGGCCACUCGAGAUCGACAGGUUGCACGGCUAGAGGCUAUAGAGGACCUCAACUGAUUCCUGAUGUAAUUUCUUGCGUGUUAUAAUGGG
This is a messenger RNA of Coniophora puteana RWD-64-598 SS2, 909 nucleotides long. RefSeq lists its product as uncharacterized. The transcript is spliced from 6 exons. The record is from RefSeq and is a predicted model, not a curated record. Bases 25 to 876 code for a protein of 283 amino acids. Gene Ontology annotation, molecular function: protein kinase regulator activity. Gene Ontology annotation, cellular component: protein kinase CK2 complex; cytoplasm. NCBI's taxonomy places the organism in Eukaryota, Fungi, Basidiomycota, Agaricomycetes, Boletales, Coniophoraceae.